AUGAGCUGUAUAAAGAAAUAAAUUCAUAGUUAAACUGAAACAACACAGCAGUGGGAGGAUGAGCCCUAGUGUCCUCCUCCAUUUCUUAACUUGCAUAACUAAUGAGCCAUAAACCUUGGAUAAAUUGAGCAGGACUGGCGACUGCUGCUCAGAUUUGCACAUGCUAGCUUGCUGUCCACAGUGUAGGCUAACAGGAUAAAGGGAUUAUAUACUGUAUGUUGAUUAAUUGUAUCAAUUAUUACUAAAAAAAACAUGUUGGAAAUGCUUGAAUACAGCCACUAUCAGGUGCAGUCCCAUCUGGAGAAUCCCACCAAGUACCACAUCCAGCAGGCCCAGAGGCAGCAGGUGAGGCAGUAUCUGUCCACCACACUGGGUGGUAAAGCCGGAAACCAGUGCCCCAGCCAGCCACCCGAGCACGGCAUGCCACCCGGGCCCGGCAGCAGCGCCCCCAACAGUCCCAUGGCCCUGCUCACCCUCAGCUCCAACUGUGAGAAAGAAAUGGAUGAUGUCAUUGAUGAUAUUAUUAGCUUGGAGUCAAGUUACAAUGAAGAUGUUCUUGGACUUAUGGACCCAGGACUCCAAAUGAAUAACCAGCUUCCUGUGUCUGGAAACCUUCUUGAUGUUUACGGCAACCAAGGACUUCCACUCCCGGGCCUUGCCAUCAGCAACUCCUGCCCCCCCAACAUUAAGAGGGAAUACACAGUUACUCCAGCUCCAGGCAUGAAGCAAGUACUGGACAAGUCUGACACGUGUAGCCUGUAUGAAAACUAUCAAAGGCAAGAGGGCUUUCCAGUAGAGGCUGAAGUCCGUGCUCUUGCUAAAGAGAGACAGAAGAAAGACAACCACAACUUAAUUGAGCGAAGACGGAGAUUCAACAUCAAUGAUCGCAUCAAAGAACUGGGGACCUUGAUACCCAAGUCAAAUGAUCCAGACAUGCGCUGGAAUAAGGGCACCAUUCUCAAAGCCUCAGUGGACUAUAUCAGGAGGCUACAGCGGGAGCAGCAGAGAGCCAAGGAGCUUGAGUGCAGACAGAGGAAACUGGAGCACGCAAACCGCCAUCUGAUGCUUCGUAUACAGGAGUUGGAGAUCCAGGCCCGUGCUCAUGGUAUUUCAGUGGUGUCUUCCCCAACUGUCUGCACAUCGGAAUUGAUGGGCCGAGCCAUUAAACAGGAGCCCGUCCUCGGCGACUGCCCCGCAGAUCUCUACCAGCAUAGCUCGGCUCCUGAUAUGUCCCCGCCGACCACACUAGACCUUAAUAAUGGCACCAUCACCUUCGACCAGAUGCCUACAGAUGCCAGGGACCCCGGUCCCUACGGAACCUCCAGGACCUGUAAAAUGAAGGACCUGGUAAGGGACACCCUGUCGCCAAUGUCCCCAGGUGAUCCCCUGCUGUCCUCGAUGUCCCCGGAUGGCUCCAACCACGGUAGCAGCCACCACAGUUCCAGCUCUAGUAUGGAGGAGAAGGAUCAUGGCUGUUAGCAUUCUGACACUUUGUAUCUGUAGCAUCCCAUCAAUGUGGCACUCACCUUUAAGUGACUUAAACAUAUCCACAUGACUAAGUGGAUAAACUCUAUUAUAAACUCUAUUUUUGUCUUGAUUCCA
Molecule: messenger RNA, 1602 nt
Organism: Centropristis striata (black sea bass)
Lineage: Eukaryota; Metazoa; Chordata; Actinopteri; Perciformes; Serranidae
Gene: mitfa
Product: melanocyte inducing transcription factor a
Exons: 9
Coding region: 253-1479 (408 amino acids)
Biological process (GO): regulation of transcription by RNA polymerase II; melanocyte differentiation
Cellular component (GO): nucleus
Molecular function (GO): protein dimerization activity; RNA polymerase II cis-regulatory region sequence-specific DNA binding; DNA-binding transcription factor activity, RNA polymerase II-specific
Source: RefSeq, a predicted model, not a curated record